Zingiber officinale is the source of this 1289-nucleotide messenger RNA. RefSeq names its product NAC domain-containing protein 68-like. The record is from RefSeq and is a predicted model, not a curated record. Bases 16 to 1095 code for a protein of 359 amino acids. The transcript has 3 exons. Gene Ontology annotation, molecular function: DNA binding. Lineage: Eukaryota; Viridiplantae; Streptophyta; Magnoliopsida; Zingiberales; Zingiberaceae. Gene Ontology annotation, biological process: regulation of DNA-templated transcription.
CACAAAUCAUAUCACAUGUACAACCCGGAGACGCACACGCACUCCAUGACUUCAUCUCCUCGCUUUCAGAUCUCUCUCUGUUCCGGUCAACCCCUCGCGCGCACCGCGAACCUGCCGCGCACGCUCCUCGCCCGCUUUUUGCCUCCAGCAGCGCGCCCCGUCCCUUGCCCUCUCGCGCACACCAACGGACCAGCUCCAACAUCACUCCUAUAUAUUCGCCUCCUCCCUGUCUUCCUCCGCUCAACCGCCCACCAACUGUUCGAUCUAUUUCCCAAGCGACAGACAUUAAUGGACACCGGGAGAGACGCCGAGGCCGAGCUCAACCUCCCGCCCGGCUUCCGCUUCCACCCCACCGAUGAGGAGCUCGUCGUCGACUACCUCGUCCGCAAGGCCACCGGCCAGCGUCUCCAGGUUCCCAUCAUCGCCGAGAUCGACCUCUACAAGUUCGACCCCUGGGACCUUCCAGAGAUGGCGUUGUUCGGAACCAAAGAAUGGUACUUCUUCACUCCACGAGACCGAAAAUACCAGAACGGAUCGAGGCCGAACAGGGCCGCCGGACGAGGGUACUGGAAGGCCACCGGCGCCGACAAGACAGUAACCCCGCUGGGAAGCCGUCGGCCCCUGGGGAUAAAGAAGGCUCUAGUGUUCUACCACGGCAAGGCGCCCAGAGGCGUCAAGACAGACUGGAUCAUGCAUGAGUACCGCCUCGCCGAUGUCGAUCGAUCCGCCAAUAACAAGAACGGCGACCUGAGAUUGGAUGAUUGCGUCUUGUGCCGCUUGUACAACAAAAAGAACAACUGGGAGAAGAAGAAGAUGAAGCAGAAACAGAUGCCGACGUUUCUGAGGACCGCCGAUUCCUUCGACACGAACGACGAUGCGAGGUCAUGGGGUACUAAAGACUCCGAUGCCGACGCCGGCGGCUUCCAGGUGGCGGAUGCAGUGAAAGAAGAGGAUGAUUGGUUUAUGGACCUGAAUCUGGAUGACUUCCAGAGCACAAUGGAGGCGAUUGGAUUUGGACCUGCCUCAGUCGUCAGCAUCUCGAACCAGGAUUACUUCAACCAGAACCAAUCAAACACGCAGCCAUUCUGGAAUUAGAUUUAGAGGUGACCAGGGGAGAUGCAUUCCUCUGUAUAUAGUAGCAGGAAGAGGAAGAAUGGGAAUUGUGAGAUCCUCUGCUCUUAACAUGACGAGAAGGAAGAAUAGGAUUCUUUAAAUUUGUGUGUUUAUUCUUCACAUUUCGAAACAUAGAUGGAAUCUAAACUUUAUCAAUAAUUUUCUUUUCUGUAUUA